AGUUAAGCAAUAUGUCCAAAAGUUUCUCCUCCAAACAGUAUUUAAACUAGUUGAGACGUGAUUAAAUUAAAAUAUAUACACAAGAAUCAAUUUUGUUAUAAUUUUCAAAUACGUAGCCAUGUUUAAAGCAGCCGUUCUAGCUACAACAUUUGCCACUACUCUGGCUCUGUCGGCACGUAGAGCCGAUGAUGGGCCAUGUGCCGAAGGCGAUACCAUGACGCUAAGCGCAUGGUUGGGUGAAAGUGACGAGUGCCAGAAUGAUCCUCUGAUUGAGGACUUUGAGCUAGUAGUUGGAGAAUGUACUGCCAUUGAAGGAGGUUCCCUUCCCCUUUUCGUGUUGGGAACAUAUAACGCGACAUCGGAAGCAUACGAAGCACAAAUAUACAUGUCAGAUGACAAAUGCGAGGAUAACCUGGUCGCCGAAGUAACUGAUUUCACUGGAGAAUGCAAGGAGCAAACAGCAAGUAUUGGCAUGGUCGCUGUCAUGGAAACCAAGGUGGAUGGUGAGUUCCCUUGUAAUCCCUCAGUAGCUUGUGAAGAAAUGACGGUAGAGGGAUUUAUGGGUACCGACUGUGGUGAGUCCGGCGGUUCUUCCAUCACUGGCGAAAAAGGUACGAAGGUGCCCACAGAUGGGUCUUGCGAGAAAGUAAGCGCGGAUAAUUCUUCAUCAACAGUGUAUGCUAAAAUCGAGCUCACUGGAGCCACCGGCAGUGCUAAGAUCUACUUGGAUGAGGACUGUGAAAACCCCGUUGCUACAUUUGAGGAUUUCGAUAGCGCCAGCGAAGAAUGCUUGAUGGACUCCACUGGUAAAAUCGCGUCCGUCCAGAUUCUUAAAUGUUAAAUCCAAAUAUUGAAUGAAAAGUAGCGACUUAAUAUGAAACGGUCUUAGACAUAUACAUAGUACCACAGAAUAAAUCUGAAUAUGAUGCACAGUC
Molecule: messenger RNA, 935 nt
Organism: Sphaeroforma arctica JP610
Lineage: Eukaryota; Ichthyosporea; Ichthyophonida
Exons: 1
Coding region: 119-841 (240 amino acids)
Source: RefSeq, a predicted model, not a curated record